GAAGCUGGAGCGGCUGCGGGAGCGGGAGCGGAAGCAGGAGCAGAAACGGAAGAUCUCCAGUCUGUCCUUUACCCUGGACGACGACGAGGAGGAGGAGGAGGAGGAGGAGGAAGAGCAGCUGGAGGAGGAAGAGUCGGAGCUGGAGAAAGAGGAGCUGCCCCCCAAGAAGCGCAAACUGGGAAAGAAUCCGGACGUGGACACCAGCUUCCUGCCGGAUCGGGACCGCGAGGAGGAGGAAAACCGCCUGCGCGAGGAGCUGCGCCAGGAGUGGGAGGCCAAGCAGGAGAAGAUCAAGAGCGAGGAGAUUGAAAUCACCUUCAGCUACUGGGAUGGCUCCGGCCACCGGCGCACGGUCAAGAUGAAGAAGGGGAACACCAUGCAGCAGUUCCUGCAGAAAGCCCUCGAGAUCCUGCGCAAGGACUUCAGCGAGCUCAGGUCAGCCGGAGUGGAGCAGCUCAUGUACAUCAAGGAGGACCUAAUCAUCCCCCAUCAUCACAGCUUCUACGACUUCAUUGUGACUAAAGCAAGAGGGAAAAGUGGGCCGCUCUUCAACUUCGACGUUCAUGAGGAUGUGAGACUCCUGAGUGAUGCCACUGUGGAGAAGGAUGAGUCCCAUGCUGGGAAGGUCGUCCUCCGCAGCUGGUAUGAGAAAAACAAGCACAUCUUCCCGGCCAGCCGCUGGGAGCCCUACGACCCUGAGAAGAAGUGGGACAAGUACACAAUCCGAUGAGAGGUGCUAGCUCUGGAUUCCUGUGUGUGGCUCCCCUGGUGUUACUGCCCUAUGGUGGUCAUAUUCUCCCCCCCCCAAAAAUAAAUCUGUUUUCCAUCCCCUCUCCAACUGUUGUAGCUUACUUAUUUCCCCCAAGAGGGAGGGAUGCUAAACAUCCCUCUGUAUCAUUCAUAGAGAUUUAAUACAGAAACCCCCACCCCGAAAAUAGAGUUUGCAACUAGCAACUAAUUACUUUUACUUCCUUAACUUCAAGCAACUUUUUCAAGCUGUUGAAGAGUUUCCCCCUGUGAUUCAAUAGGGGUAUUCUGGGUGUUACACAAAAUAAUACUAUGGGUAGGGGUGUUCCCCACCAUUGAUUGGCCUGAUUAUUGUGGAGAGGUUAUUUGUUUGUCUUUUCUUUAUUCAUGCCCUUGCUUCCAAAGACUGUUGGUGUGAUAAAAUACAAAGUGUUUAGUAAGUUGAAUAAAACAAGUAUCUGCAUUUUGAUUUAA
Molecule: messenger RNA, 1221 nt
Organism: Chelonia mydas (Green sea turtle)
Lineage: Eukaryota; Metazoa; Chordata; Testudines; Cheloniidae
Gene: FAM50A
Product: family with sequence similarity 50 member A
Biological process (GO): chromatin organization
Cellular component (GO): nucleus
Source: RefSeq, a predicted model, not a curated record